Molecule: messenger RNA, 135 nt
Organism: Opisthocomus hoazin
Lineage: Eukaryota; Metazoa; Chordata; Aves; Opisthocomiformes; Opisthocomidae
Source: RefSeq, a predicted model, not a curated record
AUCGUGGACACCUUCUUGAUCGGCCGCUUCGUCCUCCUGGCCGUGAUGAGCCUGGUGUUACUGGGGUGCCUGUUCCUGCUCCUGAUUUACCACCUCAUGGAGCCGCUGUACGCCAAACCGCUCCACAGCAGCUAG